UAAUAAUACAUAUUCAGGUGUCGUGAGACGGUGAGUUGAAUUCACUGACCUUUCCAAGAUAUGGCUACAUCUAACAGUCCUCGGCAUAAAGGUGAUGUAUCGACGUGUUCAGUUUGCUUUGAACGGUUCAAAAAUCCGCGUUAUUUGCCAUGCUUACAUUCUUUUUGUCAUUCCUGCCUGGAGUCUUACAUAAUUUCUUCCUGCAUAUCAAAGAACGCCCCGGUAGGAUUCCGUUGUCCAUUAUGUAGAGAAUUUGUCGCUGCCCCUGGAACAUUUAGCUCACCAGAGAAAUGGGCCAAACAAUUACCACUCAAUGAAUCUCUGAUAAAAUAUCUAAAAAAUGAUAAUAUUGUGGAAGAUCAGAGUAUAUGCGAGGCAUGCAAUAGGGUCCAGGAAGAUCAACCUGCGUCUUAUUGGUGUAAGACUUGUAUGGAGUUUUUAUGCGAUAUGUGUACAAAAUAUCACAGGAAAAACAUGAUGACACAAGAACACAGACUGGCUCCGCUUAAUGAAGUCAGGUCUUCAGGGUCCGCAAUGAUAGCCGAAAAUGUCUGUGUGAAACAUAAAGGGGAGAUAAUGAUGUACUGUUUUGACCACCAGGAGGCGUGCUGCACCACUUGCGUCAGUUUCGAACAUAGAAAAUGUCAAAAAGUGGAAUCUAUUGAUAAAUGCCUAACCGCACUACAAGAGGACGGUGCAAUCGAGAAAUUGAUAACAGAAAUCGACCGACUUUCUCUAAAGCUCGAAAGCAUCGCCAAAGAAGAAGAAAAUAAUAUCUCUCAGAUUGACCUACAAACCCAAAGAAUAACGAAGACUAUCGAAGAAAUACAGCAAGAAAUUGUAGAUCAUCUGGAGGUACUGAAAAACACCCACACAAGAGAGCUUUCAAAGAUUACCAAAGAGAGAAAGGAUAAGCUGAAUUCUUCCCUGGACUCCAUAAUGGAAAAGAAACUCUACAUGGAACAUUGUAAACAAGUGAUCUCUCGGGUCAAGGACAACGGAUCAGAUUUGACUUACGUCACUAAAUUUUAUGAAGUGAAGCGUAAAAUUGAUGAGAUCAAAAAGACAAAUAUCAACAAGAUAUCAUUUGAUAUACAAGAAAAAAUUUCACCGAAAGUGAAGGAAAUGAAAUCUAUUUCAAAACUCUCAGAACUCUCCGUAUUCCAGAAAUCGUGCUCUAUGGAAUUCGGUUUUGACGUCACAACAGCAGAGAUGACUUUAGAGGCAGAGUUUACGGUGGACAACGGGUGGAUAUACGGAGGAAGUUUCCUACCAAGUGGAGGAAUACUACUGGCGGAUUAUCCUAAUUUCCGCUUCAUUUAUCUGGACUGCGUUGGCAAGAACAUACUUCAAGGAAAAUUAGUUGGGCCAAAACCAAGAGAUAUUAUAAUUCAGGGUUCCGAUAUCUUGAUUGCACUUGAAGGGCUGAACGCGCUACAGAAAGUUUCCGUUGGAAAAUUCAGUUUGGGUUCAACUAUACCAACUGGUGAGGCAUGCUUGGGAGUUGCGAAAUUCCACGAACAUAUAUACGUAACACGGCCAACGUCUAUUAUCAAAUUGGACAAGCAAGGAAAUAUCCUUAAGACCUACCCAACCCGGAAGUGGACCUAUUCUGUUACAGUAACGGAAAUGGGAAACAUCAUCCACUGCCAUUAUGGUGGUAAUUCCGUGACAGCCAUGAGAGAUGAUGGAAACACGUUAUGGGUGUAUAAACACCCUCAGCUGAUAGGUCCCGUCUGUGUGUCGGUGGAUUUCCUGGAUGAUAUUUACGUGGCCGGGGAACAAUCCAACAACAUCCAUAUUCUAUCCCCCAAAGGGAGGGUACUCCGGAUUAUACCCGACAUCCCUAAACCGUUUUGUAUCAAGUUUAAGGAGGGGAGCCUGGCUUUCUUUGUGGUCACCAAUGGUAACUGUGUGAAAGUUUACGAAUUUAAAAGUAAAUGAUGUAUCGAGGACCAUCUUAAAUGUAAACAGCAUAC
This is a messenger RNA of Saccostrea cuccullata (small rock oyster), 1979 nucleotides long. Its product is annotated as E3 ubiquitin-protein ligase TRIM45-like. The transcript has a single exon. Lineage: Eukaryota; Metazoa; Mollusca; Bivalvia; Ostreida; Ostreidae. Gene Ontology annotation, molecular function: zinc ion binding. The record is from RefSeq and is a predicted model, not a curated record. Bases 61 to 1944 code for a protein of 627 amino acids.